UUAAUUUUAUAAACUUAGUUGGAAAGCUCAGGAAAACGCUGUGUAUUUUUUAAUCAAUUCUGAAGUAAUUUUAAAAUCCUGGCUGUUAUUAAAUACAGUAGACAGCUUCACAAUCUCUUUUAGCUGAAAAACAUGGUAUUCAUUCAAGAUGUCUCGACAUCUGCAUCAGCCAAAGGUUGAUAGGCUGUCAUUAUUUUUUGCCUAGAAAAUUUUGUCUCUGUUGUGAGAUAACCUACAUACUGCAUACUUUAAUACCCUAGGUCUCACUUCUCGUAGUUUCAUGCCCAAAAAACUAGUCUCACAUCACGUCAUAGUCGCUGGAUAAAGGGAGGUAAUUCAGAACAGGCCUAUUGAUAUGUCACAACUUGAUGAUUCAGCAUGAUUGUGUUUGGAUUGCUUGUUUAUUGUAGAAACCACAUCACGGUCUUUUAGUAAGUUGAAAUUGAAUGAGUUGUUAAGAAAGUAUGAUGUAGACAACCAGGGGUUGUGGAGGAGAGAGUGCGAGGAAAAGAGAGGAAAACCGGUUAUACCUUACGGUGACCUUAUGGAUGACCAGUCCAGUUAUGUUCUGCCUCAAGCUCAGUCCACCCUGACAAGCCCACCCACUACUCCUGUCCCUCUCACCUCUCCCUUGAGGGACUGGGCAGAGUACUACAGCUGGAGGGGGCUUGAUGUUGACUCCCCUGUGGCGCAGCUUCUCAGUUACCCUUUGUCUGUGUAUUACAUCCUGACCACAUGUUUAAAACAAGACAACUCCAAGUAUUUUGAAUCUCUAUUGAGGAAGGAUACACUUAGAAUACUCUUGCUUGGAGUUGAAAAAGAGGUGGAAUUGUUACCUGUGUUUAAGGAACUUGUGAACUUGUUACCGUGGGUGUCUAUACACAUUGACAUGGUUGGGAAGAGUAUAUCCAAGAAGUGUCGCAGAAAAAUUUUGGAGGAUGGACAGUUGAGCAUAGCAUUAUUCAGGGGAGAUUACCACAGCUGGGAUGGGCAGGAGGCUGGUAUCAUUAUAGGUCUAAAUGCUGGGAUAGCUGCCUACAGAUGUUGGCAACCUACCUUAGAGAAAAUACUAAAACAGAAUACCCCGUCCUAUUUCACUGAUUAUUGUGAAUAUUUCGUGGACAUAACAGACCAAACUUUGAAAGGAGCUAAUUCAGGGGAGGUAACUCAGAAAAGACUAAAUCCUUUUCGUGCCCCUUUCCGUAUAACGAGUGAGGACAAUUAUUUGCCAUGGUUCAGCAACGCUGUUAUUUUCAGUGUGACGCCGAGAUGAGGAUGAGGCGAUAUUUAUGAGAAUAAAAUCUUUGUUUAUUAUAAAAA
Liolophura sinensis is the source of this 1320-nucleotide messenger RNA. Its product is annotated as zinc finger MYND domain-containing protein 15-like. Lineage: Eukaryota; Metazoa; Mollusca; Polyplacophora; Chitonida; Chitonidae. Gene Ontology annotation, biological process: negative regulation of DNA-templated transcription. The transcript is spliced from 6 exons. The record is from RefSeq and is a predicted model, not a curated record. Gene Ontology annotation, molecular function: histone deacetylase binding. Bases 545 to 1273 code for a protein of 242 amino acids.